AGAGCUAGGAGAGAUAACACACAGGGGAGUGAGGGAGGGGUGUAGGAUUGGAAUUCUCAAUUCUAUAUCCCUUGGGGUUCACACCUCACCACUUUUUCUACCUUUUAGUCAGAUGAAUGAAAAAUAUGAAUGUAUUUGUCCUAACAUUGGAAUAUGGUUGGCGUCUCUUUCUCAACUUCUAAUGCGAUGGAGGUCCUGGUGACGGAGCUCAACGUUCUGCUGAAGCUGCUGGACCACGAGACUCUGAGCACUCCAACUGAGGAGAAGAAGACCUCUGUUAGGAACCUUCUGAAACAUCUACAGCCCACAGCGACAGGACCAGACUACUUGUAUAUGAACCAAUCAAUCUACAGGCAAGGCACCAGCUUUGUGGAAUCCCUAUUCGAGACCCUUGACUGUGACAUGGGGGAGCUGAAAGACAUGACAAAGGACCAGAAGCAGGACACACACACUGACACACACAGACAUGACACAACAGCCUUAAAACAGAGCAGUCCAGACUCCUCUCCCCCCCGCUCAUCAGAGACCCCUCCUCCCCUGCCCACCACCCCCCAUCCUGAGGCUUACUAUGAAGAGGCAGUACCUCUCAGCCCUGGAAAGCAGCCAGAGUACAUCACCACACGUGGGAGCUCCAGCCCUCCUAACUCCAUAGAGGAUGGUUACUAUGAGGAUGCAGACAACAACUCUCCUUCUACCUGCAUCAACGGAAGGCAACGCAAAAACUCCUGCAAUGACUCUGAUGCUCUGAGUAGUUCCUAUGAGUCGUAUGAGGAAGAUGAAGAGGAAAGGGGAGCAGGGCCAAGGUCCAGGCUGACCCACCAGUGGCCUAGUGAUGAGAGCUCCAUGCUCCCCGCCAGGGACUGUAGGAUCUGUGCCUUCCUGCUGCGAAAGAAACGCUUCGGACAGUGGGCUAAGCAACUGACUGUCAUACGGGACAACAGGCUACAGUGCUAUAAGAGCUCUAAGGACGUGUCCCCAUAUUUUGACCUGCCCUUGCUCCAGUGCACUGUGGUCUACACCCCUAAAGACGGACGCAGGAAGAGACAUGAGCUGAGGUUCACUCCACCCAGUGGAGAGGCUCUGGUCUUGGCUGUGCAGAGCAGGGAGCAGGCACACAGGUGGCUCAGGGUGGUCCAUAAAGUUAGUCAGGGAAAAGGACCAGAGGAGCCCACUUCUCCCAUGAUGCCCAGAAAGACUGAGCUGGACAAGCGGCUGUCUGGUGAGAAGACUAUGGCAGACCCAGAGAGUGUGGGAGUGACUACAGGAGAGAAUAACAGGGACAACAGAGAGAAGGGUAAGGUGAAGCGGGGGGCUCUAGCAGCAGGUCGUAAGAUAACACGUAUCAUCAGUUUCUCCAAGAGGAAGCCCCUCCUACCUGGCGACGCCCCCCCCUCCUUAGACACAGACCCUCGACGAGGCUACCUGUCUGUGUUGGUGAGUCAGGUAUGGCGGGACCAGUGGUGUUGUGUGCGUGAGGGUUCUCUCUACUUCCACCCUGACAGAGGAGACCCCCGGCCCUCCCUGGCCCCUCUACCCCUCCAUGGGUGUGAGGUGUUCCCAGGACUGGGCACCAAACACCCCUUCACCCUCAGGAUACUGAAGGGAGGCACAGAGGUGGCUACAUUGGAGGCGUGUAGUUCUGAGGAUUUGGGGCGAUGGCUGGGUGUUCUGCUGGCAGAGACAGGUACAGCCACAGAUCCAGAGUCACUACACUACGACUAUGUUGAUGUGGAAACCAUCGCUAACAUCAGAGAUGCCGCGCGACACUCUUUCCUGUGGGCCACAUCUGCUAGUAGCACGUUCACUGACUCCAGGAUGUAUGACGAGGUUCCCUAUGAGGAAGAGCAGCCUGAGGAAAAUGCCAGACCGAAGCAGAGGUCCAGCUUCUCCACUAAAUACUCUGCUGUGACCAAACCUGGUCUGUCCCUGAAUCACACAGGCUCCAAUGCCAAUCAAUAUGGUCUCUAUGGGAAAACACGAGCGGAGGAGGACGCUAAACACUACUUGAAAGAGAAAGAAGAGCUGGAGAGACAGAGGGAUGGAAUACGGAACACUCUGCUGACACUGAGACAAGCGAGGAGAGAGGUGAAGGAGAGGUUGAAGACUGCUUCAGAGGAGCAGAGGAGCUCCCUGAGUGAGCAUGUGUCCCAGCUAGAGGAGGCUUGCCAGGGGAAGGAGAGUGAGAGGGUGGACCUGGAGCUCCGUCUCACCCAGGUUAAAGACAACCUGCAGAAGAGUCUAGCAGGAGGAGCUCUGGGGGCACCUGGGGAGAGCAAACCCUCCAGCAAGGUCUACAGCAGAUCCUGCUGCUCUGGAUCUAUACCCGUCAGCUGUAAGAAACCUGUCUACUCUUCCUCUAAAGGAACAGUCAUGCAGAAAGCCAAGGAAUGGGAGUCGAAGAAAUGCGCUUAGGGCAUAAGGAUGUUAAAGCAAGAUUGGAGAUGAUUGGAGG
Oncorhynchus tshawytscha (Chinook salmon) is the source of this 2452-nucleotide messenger RNA. RefSeq names its product actin filament-associated protein 1-like 1. Gene Ontology annotation, cellular component: cytosol. The record is from RefSeq and is a predicted model, not a curated record. Gene Ontology annotation, molecular function: SH3 domain binding. The coding region runs from base 154 to 2412 and encodes 752 amino acids. The transcript has 18 exons. Lineage: Eukaryota; Metazoa; Chordata; Actinopteri; Salmoniformes; Salmonidae.